GACUACCGGUACGAAAAAUUAUCACACGACAACUCCCCACAGACGAAUUCGAAGUCCAAGUUUCGAAUACGUUCAGCUUUUGCCCUUGUGGUUAUUACGUUUUUUUAGUGAAAUAAGCUUUACUUUUGGUUGAACUGUCACAAGUUUUAAAAUCAAAGAUGUGGACCAAGUCUAAGGACCUCCACAGUCUGGUUGAAGACACAAUUAAUAACCAGCAAUGCAACAGCCUAGACAAUCUGGAGAAAGCAUUGAAAAAUCACCGUUCAGAUUUCUCUGCCCUUCUUAAACAGCCGGCAAAAAAUCUUGAUGACAGAAACCUUCUCCUAAAAUCUGUCAAAGAACCUGUUCUUUUCCCUGGAAGAAAGACGACUGCUUCACUUGAACAGUCGUUUGUGGAUGAAGCACUCAUUAUCUCUGAUAUGUUUAAUCUAAACGAAAAUGUUGCUGUUGAACUUUUACACACAGCAGAACAGCAAAUGCAUUACUAUCCAGAAUUAACCAGGGGUUUGAUUUCAGUACUGCUGUACUAUGAUGCUAGACGUGCCAUUGUCAAUUCAUUAAAAAUUCUCAUCCAAGCAAGGAAAGGAAUUUCAUGGGCUGUAGACACCAGCGAACAAGUUGUUGACUUAAUAACAGAGUACACUGUUAAAUUGGUGAAAAAAGGUUUGGUAGAUCAAAUCAUAGCCCUGUUAAGUCAACUGAACCUUGAAAAGGAAAUCAAUUUGCUCCACGAAAACCGAGCUCUCGGUGGACCAAAACACAGAAGACAAGUUCAAGAUUUCUUCACUGAAAUAAGGCAGUCGUUAGCGGACAUUGUAUUUUGUUUGGCUGCUCAAAAUGGACUGUGUAGGGACGAUACACUGCUGCUAGUGAAUUACCUUUCAUCUGUCGAACAAGUCGAUAACGUCAACGUCACUCUUUUCAUGGCUCUUUUGUAUGCUAUUGAUAUCAGCGCUAUCGUUAGAACUGAAGAAAGUGAAGACGUCGUCCGGUUAUUACCCAUCACUUCCGAAAGUGCAUUUGUUGCGACUAUUCAAAAGCGUCUGACGGAACCACUUCCUUGGAAGAACAUUGGCCUUCAAGCUUCAGUUCAACUUGCCUGGGCAGUGACUUUGGCUACUUUCCGUUCGCUUUCAUCUGGACUUUGCGCUCCAAUUCAAAUGCAGGUUGACGAAGACGAAGCCAUCCUAGACGUCGCGUUAGAGGGGAAAGCUUUGAAUUUUCUCAGUCAUCUACUACAAACCAAAAAUCAUAUCUACAAAGAGGAGUUUUACUUACGACGAUUACAUUCACUUGUGACGGAUCUAAUUGUUCAAAUGCCCCUGAAAAUCAAAGAUCUUCGUAAUAAGGCCGAUGAAGUUGCACGUAACAUCUUUGUCUAUCAGCAAGAGGGCCUUGAGCCACCUUCAAACCUGCCGCUGGAUUUUCAAUGGUUGCUUAACUUUAUCGCCGUUCUCUACGGAGAGGAUCCUCUAGAGCUGGAACUGUGUCUUGAAUUUUGGUCUAGUGACAUGGCCAAUGCUGGAGUAAACUACAGAGUCUCUCAGCGACAAAUGGCCCUAUAUAAGUUUAUUCGUUUGGCCGGGGAUUUGCUACCGCCUUCUCUUUACAUUUCUUAUGCCAGCAUGCUUUGCGGAUUGGCAAAUGGAAAGAGGGCAGCUCACCAAGCCUUUACCCUUCUGAAGCAAAACAGCAACGGCGGUCAAAGCAAUUUGAUCUCUUGGGAACACUUUUUCUCAUCACUCCACAGAUAUUUUAACAGUUUGCGCCAAGAGUCGCUCCCUGUACCGGACACCAUCUACCGCCACAAGCCCCUCACAAAAGGCAUUACACCACAGGAGGUUCAAGGAUUGCAGGUCGUUUUGAAGUUAAUGCGAAUCGUUCUCCAACAUGACCCUGUUGCCAGGAUAUCUUUGGCCGAGAAUCCAACAUGGAUACCAUUAGUCGUGAUGAUCGGACUCUUAGGCUGUGCUGUGCCAUUGAGUUUGAAGGGAGAGAUCAUGGAGGUUCUUGCAGCUUUCGCCCAGUCACCUGACAUCGCAUAUACACUGUGGAACAGCAUUGAAAUAGCUCAGAUUUUGUCAACUACAAGCAUAGUUUCAACAAAUGUCAAAGGUCUCCACACGGAAUUGGAAGAUGUUGAGUCUCGAGCUGAAGAAUACCCCCUCACAAGAGCCUUUCUUAAAUUACUGGACGUGAUGACUGAUAUAUCCAUCCCAGCCAACUUGGGAACUGGACAUAGAACGCCUGGAUUUGAUCCCUACUUAUUCUACGUUAAAGAUUCCGUUUUCCUGAAAUUUAGUGGUAGGGCGUACCGCAAUGAAACGGAAAAAUGGCAGAUUGGAAAUGCCUGUGUAAAGCUAUUUUUAAAAUUGCUCUCGAAUUACGAACCCAGUGUGGAUGAUUUUCAGGACUCCUACAUUGAAUUACCGUCUGGCGGCAAUGCCAUUCGGUGCAAACCACCAGGGUAUCAUCUUUUGGUGCAAUGUCUGCACGACUCCAACUUUUUGCGCCUCCUGCUUCAUGUGGUGGACGAAGGCUGUCGUGUCUUGGAUCUUUACACACCCACGCCAGGAAUUGAAGAGUUGGAAACACUAACGCUUAAUGUUCUCUUGUUAUUAAAGCGCGUACUGCAACUUCAGGAAGAAUUUUUGGAACUUAUUCGUCGGUUGGGUUCUGCUCUCAGAGUAGUUACGUUGGACAGCUUACUUUUGGGCAUUAACAGUCGUACUGGGAAGCCGGACCACAUGGUCAACAUAGGAAAGCUAGUGACGCUAAACCAGCAUCUUCCCCAACAUGCUCUUGUUGCUCUGCAUAUUAUCCGACGAGUUGCUGCAAUUCCUUCAACCCAAAAUCAACUCCUGGCUUUGUAUACCAAAUCUUCUGCUCUCACUACAGCGAUUCGUCACGGAUUCGUAGAAGCCCUAGAGAUGGAAGACCCCCAUGAUUCGUCUAGCGUUUUAGGUGAUCAGGACGGCGAAACACCUCAUGCUGGACAAGGAUGUCGACUUGUAGUUCUUCAUCUUCUUAGUGAAGGAGUUAAUCUUCCCCAUCCAAGUUUCGCACAUUUUCUCCUUGGCUUCAGUAUUCAGGCUCCAUUGAGCAAAACCGUAUUGCAGCAGCCUGGAAUUCGUGAUCAGCCUCGGACAUGCCUGCAUGCAUUGCUUGGCAUUUUGGAGAAAAAUAUUCUCGUAGAUGGUCACUCUGCUGGUGCCAAUUUGCGUGCUAUUGAGUUGGCCUACAAACUCCUUUACCAGCUUUGUUCUCAUCCUAAUCUGUCGGAUGUCAUGCUGAGAUUUUUGCGUUCUUCCAACUUCCUCGGGCGUCAGGUUGCAGCUUUGCCGUUUGCCCCCGAGAGAUCUGAAUUCUCGCAGCUCUCACAAAUGAGUUGGUUGCUUAAAACCGUAGCUGUCGAAGUGAAAAUUGCCUCGGACAAAGGCCUUCAAUCACACGUUUCUCGACUAGCCUCCCUCUUUCUGUAUGAAGUGGAUGAAACGACUGAAUCAGUCACAAUGGGCGAUAUCACUGAUAGAUCUUUGCUAAGUGGCACUUCUUUUCUUGGGACACAGGACCAAUUGGUCAUGCGAUCUAGACCCAAAAUUGCUGUCCUGUUGGACGCCGUCAAUCUCAAGGCUUCCGAAUUGACUGCUCCCACUAUGGAAUUCUUCGAUCCAGGUGCCAUCGAAGCGUUGGUUAAGCAGUGUGAAAUCAUCAGUGAAGAGGAUGUCCAGCUAACGAAAAUUGCUUUGCUUCAGAAUCGCUUGCGAAGCGAACUUGCAAAUCUUACCAACGUGGCUCUUGGCCAACGCCAACUCAUUGUACAAGAAGUCCAGAACAUUCUUUCGUUUGUAGUGCAACGAAACAACAUUCGAUUGGAGCUUUCGGCUCGACGCUUCUAUUUAGAAGGCUGGAGGCAAGUCCUGGAAUGCCUGUUAGCUACGGGUUCACUAAACGAUCUUUCGUACACGCAUCGAUGGAACAUUUUAACUCAGAUUACCCAGGACAUUUUCAGCAAGUGUUUGGCCGCAGACAACACAUUGCCUGAUUUAGUCCACUAUUUAUCAGGCGUUAUGGUCAUCCUGUUGGCUGGAUUACGAGCUUGUGCUCUUGAAGGUGUUGGCGAAUCCGGAGCUUCAUCUGGCCCCACCAAGAUGCCUUCUGAUUAUGUGCGAUGCCUUGAUGGGACCAUUCUUCGAACUCCAAAUGUCCGCUCGAUUGCAACUGCACGUGGAAGUUCGACAUCUUCGGCCACAGUCAAUGUUAUUCAACGCCAGUUAGUUGGCUGGAUCUUACGAGCCAGUGGGUCUGCUCACCGCGUUCGAACCAAUCUUUACAGUGCAUUACUCAACAGCCUGAGAAUUAGUAACCACACAGCCGAAUUCUACAAGUUGACUGAUGCAUCAUUGCUUCAGACACUCGUUCGCGAUUGUAGCAGUGGCCACGACGUACAACGAAUGUUGGCUCUUUCUCUUCUUGAUCAGCUAGCUGCUGCUGACAACCAAGGACCUAUUGCUAGCUUUUUGUCCUCACAAGGAUACUUGAAACACAUGGUUAAUUCCCUGCUCCAGUUGGAUGCAGGAUUGGUGGCCGCUUUAGAAAUGCAACCCAACAUGGACGGUUUGCGCACUCUCUAUGUAUACGAAUCCCAAAUGGGGCUUUUAACUCGAUUGGCUAGUAGCCAGAAGGGUGCUCUCGUGCUUCUGGAGAGUGGCAUAUUCCAACGUCUUUCAGAAAUGUCUGUGUUUAGCCAACGUCCGGAAGUAACUGGGACAACUAUGGAAAACACGCCUUUUAUUCCGGACAUAGCCCAUCGAUUCCAUCAAAUACUUUUUCCCGCUCUUCAACUUUCUAACACCAUGCUUACUGCUCUUGGAAGCCGUCACCGCACUGGAAGUUCAGAGGUGAUCCACUUUUUACUCUCUCACAGCGAUACAGUGAGUGCUAUUUUGCGGAAUCGAAACUUAGCACCAGUUUCUUCUCAAUUGGAAGAGACGGCGUUACUCACCGCUGUCAUUUCUCGUGCUGCUGGUUGGAACGUAGUGUGUGAAGAGUCUCCGGCUGCCAUGGAGGUACGCGGCCAGCUAAGUCGUCUCGAACAAGUGACACUUAAUCUAUUGCCAAUCUAUAUUAUGGGGGAAAACACGUCGGAAUUUGGUCUCGUGUCCAGCAAAGUCUGUUUGCAGGUUGCUGUAAACAUUUUGAAACUGGCACGUUCACUAACUACUCAGAAUCGUGCCAUUUUCGCACCGAGCUUUGAGCGUCCUAAUAAAUCGUCCUUGUCACUGGGAAUUCUUACGAAGACGUUGUUGAGCUCUUCAGCCCUCUUGAUCAAUGCACAAGAAAAAAGUGAAAUUUGUCGUCGACGACUAGAUUCUAUCCAGGAUUUGACGACGCAACAACUCGCUGAGCUUUUGCCUCCGGAUACAGAUGAAAAAUUGCCGGCUCAAGUUCGUCGAAUGAUUGGAGCCAAAUCGCUUGAGCAGGAAUUGAAAAACUGGGACGAACUUCUAGAGCUUUGCAGUUUAGUAUUGGAAUCUACCACUUGGCUGUUGUGGCAUCACAUGGAACAUUUUUUCCAGCAUAAAAGAUCGUUAGCUCUCGGUGGAUCCACAUCGAUUUUAAGCCAAGAAGAUUAUGGGCGACUAAAGAAAGAAGCGCCGAUUCAUCUUAAUACAGUUUUGUUUAAGAAAAUGAAUGAAUGUGAGCAGGUUUAUCUACACAAAAAAGGGCGCCAUGGUUUUGUUCAAGCCCUUCUUCGACGAGUUAAGCGAUUGCUCAGCGUGUAAUUUUAUUCUUUCAUUUUUUGGAAUUACUGUGUAAGAAUAAUGGUAAUUCUUUCGUUGAUUAAAGAAAUUAAACACGAGGUUUCAACAUUU
Messenger RNA from Daphnia pulicaria, 5876 nucleotides. RefSeq names its product nuclear pore complex protein Nup205-like (gene Nup205). Gene Ontology annotation, biological process: nuclear pore organization. The record is from RefSeq and is a predicted model, not a curated record. Lineage: Eukaryota; Metazoa; Arthropoda; Branchiopoda; Diplostraca; Daphniidae. Gene Ontology annotation, cellular component: nuclear pore inner ring; nuclear pore. Gene Ontology annotation, molecular function: structural constituent of nuclear pore. The transcript is spliced from 17 exons. The coding region runs from base 159 to 5786 and encodes 1875 amino acids.